UAGCUUCAGGUCUUGAUCUGACGCAUCCUUCUUAGGUUGCUGGGUUCCUCGGUUCCUGGGCUCCGCUGUUGGUGUGGUGAUGUGUGUCCGAAGCUUGAUUUUCUCUGGCUUGAAGUUUUCCCUGAAGGCCUUAUCGUACAAUGUCGCUAACAUACAACAGCUCUACAGUUAGGGUUUUCCUGUUGUAGACGAAGCGUUCCCGCGCGUUUAAUUAAUUUAUGUAUUUAUAGCACCUUUACCUAUCAACGAGAAUUAAUCAAUGGCGACGAACCCUAGACAGGUGCCGAGCGCGGUGCUAGCACAGAGGCCGAUGUACCUGCUGCGGCAGGUGCUCAAGGACCUGUGCCUGCAGAACGGGUGGACGUACUCCGUCUUCUGGCGACUCAAACGCCGCGCGGUUCCGCGAACGUCGCAAACAAAUGUACCCAUAAGGGGAAACCGUGUGAUGAGACGCGAAGACGACGAUAACUGGGUGCUGAUGUGGGAGGACGGUUACUUAGUCCCUCAGGCCGUACUUAAGAAGCUGGAGGACCAGAUGGCGCGGUGGCGCAAUUCGUCCUCUAGUGCCGCCGGAGGCAGCAGCAGCGGCCACGCGGACGCUGUACCCGCUUUAGAGGAGCUGUGCUACGACUGGAAGCAGCUGCAUGCCACGUAUCUCAAGUUCUCCUACCAGAUCUACAACUAUGGCGAAGGGCUGGUGGGGUCGUGUGUGGCAGCCGAAGCAGCGGAGUGGGUGUACAGCCAUGCCAAGUACCACACCGAUGCACUCAACUGCGUGCAAAGCCAGCAUCCACCGGGCUGGGCGGAGCACUUCGCUUCUGGCAUCAAGUAGUUCUCACUCCACGAGAUUGA
This is a messenger RNA of Closterium sp. NIES-67, 852 nucleotides long. The record is from the annotation of a GenBank genome assembly. Lineage: Eukaryota; Viridiplantae; Streptophyta; Zygnematophyceae; Desmidiales; Closteriaceae.